CCCGACGCGAUGGAUGCCCUGCACGCCGCCGGGAUCCGCUUCGCAGAGGUGCUGCAGUCCGGGCCGCCCUGGCUGGAAAAGUUCUGGAUCUCGGUGACCUCCCUGGCCGAUCCCAAAUGCAUCUUCACUGUCUUUUUCCCGCUCACCUAUUUUCUCGACCGCAAGGUGGGGGUGUCGGUGCUGUGGAUCGGCCUGGUGUCAGAGUGGCUCAACGUGGUCCUCAAAUGGUUCUUAUUCGGGGAGCGCCCAUUCUGGUGGGUCCAUGAGUCGGGGCUCAUCAGCAAGGAGCUGGUCACAGUGCGCCAGUUCCCCGUCUCCUGUGAAACGGGACCGGGGAGCCCCUCCGGCCACUGCAUGAUCACGGGGGCAGCCCUCUGGCCUCUCGUCACCACUCUGAUGGCGCUGGCGUCCCAACACUCCAGGAGCCUGCUCCUGCUGGCCGUGGGGCUCUCGCGCAUCUUCGUCCUGGCCCACUUCCCCCAUCAGGUGGUCUGCGGCAUCCUGGCAGGUGCAGCCCUGGGCUGGGGGCUGCAGGCUCGCACCCCGGCUGCCCGCAGCCCGGGCUUCUUCGUGGCCACCGCGCUGGCCCUGCUGCUCAGCUCCCUUGCCCUGCACAGCCUG
This is a messenger RNA of Phaethon lepturus (White-tailed tropicbird), 621 nucleotides long. It is a transcript of the gene G6PC3, whose product is annotated as glucose 6 phosphatase, catalytic, 3. Gene Ontology annotation, biological process: glucose 6-phosphate metabolic process; gluconeogenesis. The annotation marks the transcript as partial. Gene Ontology annotation, cellular component: membrane. NCBI's taxonomy places the organism in Eukaryota, Metazoa, Chordata, Aves, Phaethontiformes, Phaethontidae. The record is from RefSeq and is a predicted model, not a curated record. The transcript is spliced from 5 exons. Gene Ontology annotation, molecular function: glucose-6-phosphatase activity.